This is a messenger RNA of Sporisorium graminicola, 894 nucleotides long. RefSeq lists its product as uncharacterized. Gene Ontology annotation, biological process: protein folding. NCBI's taxonomy places the organism in Eukaryota, Fungi, Basidiomycota, Ustilaginomycetes, Ustilaginales, Ustilaginaceae. The transcript has a single exon. The record is from RefSeq and is a predicted model, not a curated record. Gene Ontology annotation, cellular component: cytoplasm. Bases 1 to 894 code for a protein of 297 amino acids.
AUGCAGGCCGAGGUCGACGCUACCCAGGACACCGAGUUCCACGAUGCGUUGAGGGCGCACGGCAUCAUCCCUCCCAAGCCUCCAUCGCGGUCUCCUUCGCCGGAGCUUCCUUCUGCGGGCGAGUUGCGCACACAAGCACUCAAACAGGCCACCGUAGAUGAUCUCGAUCUCGAGCUGGAAAACGAACUGGACGACGAAGAGGAGAGGUUGCUCGAAAAGAUUCGUCGUCAACGCAUGUCGCAGCUGCGCGCCGAAACCAAAAAGGCACGCUUCGGACGAGUCUACCCCAUCAGCAGACCGGACUAUACACGAGAAGUCACCGAAGCUAGCAAAGAAGACCCGGAUGCGAAUCCCGAUGCGCAACGCGACGACGAACAAGAGCAAAAACCUGACACCACCAGCAAUGCCGACAAGCAGCGUCAAGGCGGCACCGGAGUCGUCUGCUUCCUCUACAAGGACGGCAUCGACACAUGUCGCUUGCUCGCCGGCUACCUCGACACCCUCGCCGCCAAGUACCCUUCCACCAAGUUCGUCAGCAUUGUCGGCGACCAAUGCAUCCCUAACUACCCAGACCGUAACCUCCCCACGCUGCUCAUCUACCGCAACGGCGAGCUCCACCGGCAGAUCGUCGGCCUGCGUCCCGAGAUCGGAUUGGACGGCAUGAAGACCAAAUGUGAAGACAUUGAGUUGUUGCUCACUGCGGUUGGCGCGAUUCAGAGGUCGCAGGUGCCAGGUGCACCCACGAGUCUGGGAGCGCAGAAGCCGGAUACCAUUGACGAAGGGGAUGAAGACGAGGAUGAGGGGGAGGCAAGUGGAGUGAGGCAGAGGAGCAUUCGCGAUUCGGGGCGGCAAAGGACGCAGGAGGAGCUGGAUGACGAGCUGGAUUGGGAUUGA